AUGGUUGGGGUUGGGGGGGGGUUGUGGGUUGUUGUGGGGGGUUGUGGGGGGGGGUUUGUGGUGGUGUUGGGGGUGUGUGUUGGUGGUUGGGGUGGGGGUGGUUGUGGGGGUUGGUGGGGGUUUUGGGGGUUGUGUGUGGGGGGGGGGGGGGGGGGGUGGUUGGGGGUUUGGUGUAUGGUGGUGGUGUGGUGUGGGUUGUUGGGUUUGGGGGUGGUGGUGGGUGGGGUAGUUAGUGUGGGUUUGGGUUUGUUUGUGGGGGUUGGUUUGGGGGUGGUGUGUGGGGGGGUGUGGGGGGGGGGGGGGGUUGGGGGGGGGGGGGGGUGGGUUGUGGGUGUGUGUUGGGGGGGGGUGUGGGGGGUUUGGGGGGUGUGGGUGGGUGUGUGGGGGUUGGGGGGUGGGGGGGGGGUGGGGUGGGGGGUGGUGUGUUUGGUUUGUGGGUUGGUGGUGGUGGUGUGGUGGGGGGGGGUGGGGGUGGUGUUGGGUGGGUGGUGGUGGGGGGGGGGGGGGGGUUGGGGUUGGGGGGUGUGUGGGGGGGGGGGGUGGGGUUGUUUGGGGGGUUUGGUGGGGGGGGGGGUGGGUGGGGUGGGGGGGGGGGAUUUUUUUUGUUGGGGGGGGGGGGGGGGGGGGUUGGGGGGGGGGUUUGGGGGGGGGUGGGGGGGGGGGGGGGGGGUUGUUGGGUUGGGGGGGGGGGUGGGUGUGUGGGGGGUGUUGGGUGGGGGGGGGGGGGGGGGGGGGGGGGUGGUUGGUUGUGGGGGUUGGGGGUGUGGGGGGGGGGGUUUUUUGGUUGUUUUUGGUGUGUGGGGGGGGUUUUGUGUUGUUGGGGGGUGUGGGGGGGUGGGGGGGGGGGGGGGGGUGGGGGUUGUUAGUGGGGGUUGGGGUGUGGUUGGGGGGUUGGGGGGGGGUGGGUGUUUGGUGUUUUUGGUGGGGUGGGGGGGGGGGGGUUUUGUGGUGGUGUGUUUGGGGUGUUGGUGUGUGGGGGUUGGGGUGGGGGUUGGGGGUUGGUGGGUGUUUGUGGGUUUGUUGGUGUUGUUUGUUUUGUUUUGUUGUGUGGGGGGUUUUUGUUGGUGGGGGGGGGGGUGGUGGGUGUGUGGGGGGUGGGGGGGGGGUGUGGUGGGGGGUUUGGGGGGGGGUGUUGGUUGGGGGGGGGUGUUGGUUGGUGGGGGGGGGGGUGGGGGUGUUGGUGGUGGGGUUGGGUUGGGGGUUGGUGUGGGGGGGGGGGGUUGGUUGGGGGUGUUUUUGUGGGUUGGGGGGGGUGGUGGGGGGGUUUGUGUUUUUGUGGUUGGGGUGUUGGGGGUUGUGUGGGGUUGGGGGGGUAGUGGUGGGGGGGGUGGGGGUGGGGUGGUGGGGUGGUUUUUUAGUGGUUUGUGGGGUUUGGGGGGGGGGGGGGGGGGGGGGGGUGGUUGGAUGGGUUGGGUGGGGGUGGGGGGGUGGGGGGGGGGGGGUGGGGGUGGGGGUUGGUUGGGUGGGGUGGGGGGGGGGUUGGGGGGGGGGUGUUUGGGGUGUGGGUUUUGUGUUGGGUUUGUUGGGGGUGGGGGUUUUUUGUUGGGGGUUGUGGGUGUGGGGGUUUUUGGGGGGGGGGUGGGGGUGUGGUGGGUUGGGGGGUGGUGGGGGGGGGGGGGGUGUGGGUGGGGGGGGGUUGUGGGGGGGGUGGGGUUGGGUGGGGUUGGGAGUGGUGGGGGGGGUUGGGGGGGGGGGGGGGGGGGGGGGGGGGGUGGGGGGGGGGGGGUGUUGGGGGGGGGGGGGGGGGGGGGGGUGGGGUGUUGUUUUGGGUGUUGGGGUGGGGUGUGUUGGGUGGUUGUUUUUGUGAGUGUGUGUUUUUGUUUUUUUGUGUUUUUGUUUGUGUUGGGUUGGGGGUUUGGAGGUGUGGUGGGGUGUUUGUGUUUGGGGGGGGGGGGGUGGUUGUGGUGGGGGGGGGUGUGGGUUUGUGUUUGGGGGUUGGGGUGGGGGGUGGGUGUUGGGUUUUAUGUGUGUGUUGUUUGGAGUUUUGAUUUGUGUUUUUGUUUUUGGGGUGUGUAUGUGUUGGUGGGUUUUGUGGGGGGGGGUUGGGUAGGUGGGGGGGUGGUGGGUGUGUGUUUUGUUGGUGUUUUUGGGGGUUGGGGGGGGGUGGUUGGGGGGGGGUGUUGGGGGGGGGGUUUGGGGUGGGGGGAUUUGGGGUGGGUGAGGGAGUUUGGGUUUGGUGGGUGUUGUUUGUGGGGGGGGGGUUGGGUGGGUGUUUUGGGGUUUUGGGGGGGGGGGGUUUUGUUUUGGGUGGGGGGGGUGGGUGGUGUGGGUUUGUGGGGGGGGGUGGUGUUGGUUUGUGGGUUGUGGUGGUGUGGGGGGGGGGGUGGUUGGGUGUUGUGUGGGUGUGUUGGUUUUGUUUGGGGGUGGUAUGGUUGUGGGGAGGUGGGGGGGGUGUUAGGGUGGUGGUGUUGGGUUUGGGGUUUGGGUGGGUUUUAUGUUGUUGUGUGGGGGUGGGGGGUGUGUUGUUGGGGGGGGUGGGGGUGA
Molecule: messenger RNA, 2484 nt
Organism: Knipowitschia caucasica
Lineage: Eukaryota; Metazoa; Chordata; Actinopteri; Gobiiformes; Gobiidae
Source: the annotation of a GenBank genome assembly